GAGUCAGCGGAGCAGAACGGCGCGCGGCGCAGCUUCGGUGAUGUCAGAGCGCUAAUCUCUCCUGGGGGAUUGGCGGAUGGAUGCUUGUCAGAAACAUUUGAUGAAAGCCUUCGGAGGCAGAGGGAGAGACAGAUGCAGGAGCUGGAGCUGUGCUACUUUCUGUCUGGUUGCUGAUGUUGUGGGGGAGCUUUCGGGAGCAGCGCUGCUUCCGCGUUCCGGCGUGGGGAGAGCGGCGGAUGAGAGCGGCUGAGGGAAGGAAGGAGACGUCCGACCGAGGCGCGCAGACAGACGAGCCGACUCCGUCCUGGGAGGUUUUUCGCUCACUUUCCGUCCAACACGCUCAAACACCCUGAGCUCUGAGUCAGACUCGGGCCUUGAGCCUUCGCUAUUUUUUUUUUUUUUUUUUACUACUGCUGCAAGCACAAGGGGAUUUAGCGGGCAUCCCGUUGUAACCUUUCAGGAACAUCAUGAUCUCAGUGGAUCUCAAUAAAGGAUUUGUUUAUCAGAGAACCGACGAGGAGGCGGUGGUGGACCGUGGGGGCACACGUUCUAUGCUCAACACCAAUUUUGAGAAGGAAGAGCUUGAAGGCCACCGCACUCUCUAUAUCGGAGUCCAUGUUCCCUUGGGCCGCAGGGCACACCGUCGUCACCGUCACCAUGGACACAGACACAGGAAGAGGUCCAAGGAGAGGGACCCCACGGGUGAAGAUGGACGAGAAUCCCCCUCAUUUACCGACACUCCGGCUCAGAGGGUACAGUUUCUUCUGGGCACAGAGGACGGCGACGAGGAGCACAUCCCACACGCCCUGUUCACUGAGAUGGACGAAAUCUGCCUCAGGGAGGGCGAGGACGCCGAAUGGAGAGAGACGGCCAGGUGGCUUAAGUUCGAGGAGGACGUUGAAGACGGUGGCGAGCGGUGGAGUAAACCCUACGUGGCCACCCUGUCUCUGCACAGUCUCUUUGAGCUGCGCAGCUGCAUCAUGAAUGGCAUCGUGAUGCUGGACAUGAGGGCCAACUCACUGGAGGAGAUCGCAGACAUGGUCUUGGAUCAGCACGAGGGCUCCGGCUCUGUGGGUCAGGACGCCCGGAAGAGGAUCCGCGAGGCCCUGCUUAAACAGCACCACCACCAAAACCACAAGAAACUGGCCAACCGCAUCCCUAUCGUACGGUCCUUCGCGGAUAUCGGCAAGAAGCAAUCCGAGCCUCAUUCCAUGGACAAGAACGAGAGUGGCAUCCACCACAAAACCAUAAACUCUCCAAAGAGUUGGCCCGAAAGCCAAACGGUCUCGCCUCCGUCCCAGCCGUCCAACAACGAGGGCAAACAGGACGUCAGCCGAGAAAACAGCGCCGUGGACUUCAGCAAGAUUGACCUCCACUUCAUGAAGAAGAUCCCUCCUGGUGCAGAGGCGUCCAAUGUCUUGGUAGGAGAGUUGGAGUUCCUAGACCGCCCCGUGGUGGCCUUCGUCCGCUUGUCUCCUGCUGUGCUUCUCAACGGCCUGACUGAGGUUCCCAUCACCACCAGGUUCUUGUUCAUCCUCCUUGGGCCUCUGGGAAAAGGUCCCCAGUACCAUGAAAUUGGGCGAUCUAUUGCUACACUGAUGACCGAUGAGAUUUUCCAUGAUGUUGCCUACAAGGCCAAAGACAGGAGUGACCUGGUGGCAGGCAUCGACGAGUUCCUGGAUCAGGUGACGGUGUUGCCCCCUGGCGAGUGGGACCCCUCCAUCAGAAUAGAGCCUCCGAAGAAUGUUCCCUCUCAGGAAAAGCGAAAGAUCCCCCCUGUUCCCAACGGAGUGACAGAUCUUGGAGAGUCGGAGGAGCACGGAGGACAUGGAGGCCCUGAGCUCCAGCGCACAGGGAGGUUAUUUGGUGGGUUGGUCCUGGACAUCAAGCGAAAGGCCCCUCACUACCUUUCAGACUACACAGACGCCAUCAGUCUCCAGUGUCUGGCCUCCUUCCUCUUCCUUUACUGCGCCUGCAUGUCACCUGUCAUUACCUUUGGAGGACUCCUGGGUGAGGCCACCGAAGGCCGUGUGAGUGCCAUCGAGUCACUGUUUGGGGCUUCAAUGACCGGGAUAGCCUAUUCUCUAUUUGCCGGUCAGCCCCUCACCAUCCUGGGCAGCACCGGACCCGUCCUUGUCUUUGAAAAAAUCCUUUUCAAGUUUUGCAAGGAGUACGGCCUGUCCUACCUCUCCCUGAGGACCUGCAUUGGGCUCUGGACAGCCUUCUUCUGUCUGCUGCUGGUGGCCACGGACGCCAGCUCGCUGGUGUGUUACAUCACACGCUUCACCGAAGAGGCUUUCGCAGCGCUCAUCUGCAUCAUCUUCAUCUACGAAGCCCUGGAGAAGCUGAUUCACCUGGGGGUGCACUACCCUGUCAACAAACACAACGACCUGCAGAAGCUCACCCAGUACUGGUGUAGCUGUGUUGAGCCCAGGGCCCCGAGCAACGAGACUCUGCGAUUUUGGGAGGAAAGAAACAUCACAGCCAACCUGGUCAACUGGACUGCACUGGAGGUCAAGGAGUGUGAGAUGUUACAUGGGGAGUUUGAGGGCCCCGCCUGCAGCCAUCAUGGCCCCUACAUCCCAGACGUCCUCUUUUGGUGCGUGGUCCUUUUCUUCACCACCGUCUUCAUGUCAGCGUUCCUGAAGGAGUUCAAGACGAGCCGCUACUUUCCCACCAAGGUGAGGUCUGUCAUCAGCGACUUUGCUGUCUUCAUCACUAUCCUGACUAUGGUCCUUGUUGAUUAUGCGUUGGGAAUCCCGUCGCCUAAAUUACAAGUCCCCAACAAGUUCAAACCAACAAGAGACGAUCGGGGCUGGAUCAUAAACCCCGUGGGACCAAACCCAUGGUGGACCACCAUUGUCUCAUUCGCUCCCGCUCUGCUCUGCACCAUCCUCAUCUUCAUGGACCAGCAGAUCACCGCUGUUAUUAUUAACAGGAAGGAGCACAAGCUGAAGAAAGGCUGCGGCUACCACCUCGAUCUGUUCGUGGUGGGGGUCAUGCUGGGUGUGUGCUCCGUGAUGGGCCUCCCGUGGUUCGUGGCGGCCACUGUGCUCUCCAUCUCUCACGUGAACAGCCUAAAGCUGGAGUCGGAGUGCUCGGCUCCCGGAGAGCAGCCCAAGUUCCUGGGUAUCCGGGAGCAGCGCUUCACCGGCCUCAUGAUCUUCACGCUCAUGGGCUGCUCCGUCUUCAUGACCUCUGUGCUAAAGUUCAUCCCCAUGCCUGUGCUCUAUGGCGUUUUUCUGUACAUGGGGGCGUCUUCCCUCAGAGGCAUUCAGUUUUUUGAUCGCUUGAGGCUGUUUGGCAUGCCAGCCAAACAUCAGCCAGACUUCAUCUACCUUCGACACGUACCACUGAGGAAGGCGCACCUCUUCACCGUCAUCCAGCUCAGCUGCUUGAUCCUGCUCUGGGUCAUUAAGACCUCCAGAGCUGCCAUCGUCUUCCCCAUGAUGGUGUUGGCUCUGGUUUUCAUUCGCAAGCUGCUCGAUUUCAUCUUCACCAAGAGAGAACUGAGUUGGCUGGACGAUCUCAUGCCCGAGUGGAAGAAGAAGAAACUGGAGGAUGCGGAGCAAGAGGAGGAACACAGUAUUAUUGCGGAGGAGGAAGGGAUUGUGCAAGUACCACUGGAGGGGCACUACAAGUGUGACCCAGCCACGGUGAACAUCACCGACGAGAUGUCCAAAGGAUCUUUUGGGAGUGUGUGGAAGGGUGUCAGCCCAGCUGAGAGCGCUAAAAAGGAACCGGGUUCAAAAAGUUGUGGCAGAAGCGGCGAAAAGCGACACAAGCGGAGGAGGCAUGACAAGAGCUUGGACAGGGAGACGAGUUUGUGAUGACACAUACUGGUGACGCCAGUAAAUACAAAAAAAACAAACAAAGCAAAACAUAUAUACCGUGCCACACUCAACCACCUAUGUACUGUGCUACACUGUGUUUUUAGUCAUGUAAGUUUGUGUGCAAGUUGUUCAAAAGGAAAGAAGUAUUUGUUGGACACCAUAAACAACAUAGGCAAACUCCCUGAGAUAGGCACCAAGUCAGGCAACCAGAAGGAAGGGCCGGCUCUAGAUAGAAUUUGAUACAUAUGCAGACCAGCGAUGGGUAUGUAAACAUAGACUAAUUACUGGUGUCUGUACCAGUCAACGGUACUCCGAAGUAAGUUUUUGUAUAUAUUUUUUUGGUGAAUACAAACAUAUUGGCUACUUUUGCAACGUUUCAUUACAAUUGAGGUUGAACUUUUGAUCUAGGAAUGGUAUCAAAUCCAGCAUAACUGCUUGAAAAUCAGAGGGAUUUGCCAUUUCAAAUCCCAAAUUAAUAGAAUAAAUAAAUACAGAUAGAAAUAGAAACUUAUUACAGUGUAUUUUUCUGUAUUUUGUACUUCCCAGCUCUAAAUGUAUCAAAGAUUUAUUUAGAAGUGCAAAAAAAAAAUCUAAACAAUUUUUUUACAUUUCACUUACACAAGUUUUGUACGCAAGGCAGGCUUAUUGGAUUUAGAGCUAGGGACUUCUGGUACACUUUUCCAGCUAAAAAUCUUUCAACUUCUCAUCUUAAAUAGAAUGUAUCAUAAAACUGCAACCAAUCAAGUAGCUCCAGUAGACAGGAAUGUCCUUUUGUGAUACUCUGUUAAAAUGUCCAUCAAUAUAGCGGCAGUUCAAAACUUUGUAUUUACUGAAGUGGUACUUGUUAUAAAAAGUUUUGAAACCUCUGCUCUACGUGUUUCUGCUGUUUGUCAGUUGAAUCAUUUAACUACUCAUUGCUGGUCUGCAUGUGUAUUAAAUUACAUCCAAACGGGACCUUUCCUCCUGGGUGCCUAACUUGGUGCGGACCAUUAAGUGUAACGGUGACACUGUACCAGCAACAGAGUGAAGCCAGAAUUAUGACUCCAACAAUAUCUUAGUCAAUAGGCCAAUUGCGGACAGAUUUUAAAUGAUUUUUAACAAUUUCUUUUUUCGUAUUUUGUAUGUUUUUUGUAUUUUUCAAAGAACAACUGCAAGUUGUCUCUCCAAACACCUGCCACAGCAAGUGCUAAUGGAUUUUAUGUGGAGCAUUGAAUGCUGCAGCAGAAUUUCGCACCUUAGAAUGGAAAACUGAUUAGAUGUCUGCCAGGACUAAUCCAACUCAGAGCGCUGGCUGUGCAACUUUCUGAAAGUAUACAUUUUAUAUAUACUAUAAUGUAAAUCUAUAUGUCUAUGUGUCAGUGACUGUAUUCACCUUUGAUGUUGCACAUAUAAAUGUUUCUCCUUCUGUCAAGCGUUUCCUCAGUUUGACCUCCUGAGAAAUUACCAUUUUAGCCUUCUUACUAAGAAUGAACUGAGAAGAUUGAUACCUUUAAUGGGCCCUGGGUCAAUUCGCCCUUCGUCAAUUUGUACCUUCAUGUUGGUAUUUCAUUGCCUCAUACUAUAAGCAAAAACAUUUUGUAGCCAUGUACUUCAACUAUGGUAAAUCAGUUGAUCUUUGUUGUUCAGCAUAUAUCACAAAUUUUAGAGAUGAACAAUCCAAUUAAUGCUCAAAAUGUGUAAAAGUUUAUUUGAUAGUAAAAGAAAACUGGUAUUACACCCUAUUUCCGAUUAUUUCAGUUAUUUUCCCCACUUUGUAUGACAAAAUAUGAUCCUAAAACCAGAUAACUUGAAGCAACCAACUCUGAUUUGAAACCUACCCCUGGCAGGUACAAACUGAUGCAUGGUUAGUGUGAAGCAGACCCCGUACAAAUUCCACCUGAGAAAGUCAUGUAAAAGACAAGCAAAACUACCAAACAAAAAUGCCAAAAGAGCUAGCCUGAGCUUUAGCUAACAGGCUAGCCUGUUAGCUAAAGCCAACAGGCUAGCCUUCUAAACGGAAAGUUUGAAAAUGGUGGCACAGCUUCAGAGUAACUAACAAGUCUAAAUAUCCCAAAUUACAAAGGUAGGAAGUGGAGAAGGUGGAAAAUGACGCCCCCCACCCCCCAUUCCAUCUCAACUCAUUAAAAAUCUAAAGUUCCAGUUAGUGGGAGGUAGACUUGGUUGAACACAAAGACUGAAAAUGGUGAAACAGUUUAACUGGCCUAACUCAACAGUAUCUGAUAAGCACUUUUUAUAUUCUAUGUUUGAUCCUAGGAACUUCAUACAACUUUACUUGAACAACACUGGAAUCAGAAUCAGUCCUUGCUAGCAUUAGUGCCAUGUAUGUUGAAGAAAUGCCAGAUAUAUCAGUCAUUCCAAUUUACUAUUCCAAAGCAAGAAAGUCAGACAACUUAUUUACCUCCUGUGGUUGGUCCAAAAACAUUCUUUGGCAAACUGCUCCAUUCCAUAUAAAAAAACUGGGCAUGCCGAAGACUACAAAGGUACAAAAUGGCCAAAUUAACACGAAGCUAAAGCUAGCGGCAGGUUGGCUUGACUAAGCACAAAGAUUGUAAAUGACAGAGCUGAUGAGUAACCAAGAGUAACUAAAACAAUUAGGCUAAGGAGCUCUUUAUAUCUUCUUAGUUUUUUUCCAGAAACUUCAUAAAAGUGUUGUAUGUGCAAAACGGGCAUUGAAAUGAGUCCUUGUAAGCAUUAGCGAACAAUACAUUCAAGAAAUAAAAGUCAAUUUAGUCUUUUCAGUUUACUCCUCCAAUGUAGGAAGUGACGGAGCUAAAUGUUCCUUAACUGACUGCUCCAUUUCGUAGCCCUAAAAAUGUCAGAUGUGAACCCUGCAAGGGUACAAGAUGGUGAGAGGGUUCAUCAAUGACAAAGUUAAAGUUACAAGUUUUGCUUGGCUAAGCACAAGGAUUGUAAACUGUUCUGUCUUCACUCAAAACUACCUAUAGUGUUAUGAAGAGUAUUUGACCCCUUAUAGUUGUCUUCUUUUUUUUUUUUUUUAAACUAGUGGACUAAAAUAUUUUAGAAAACAAUACAUCAUGCCACAUCUGGGGCUGCUUCAGGUGCUGAACUAUUGUCUGUUAUUGAUAGAACCAUACAUUCUGCACUUUACCCCAAAAAAAUGCUUAAAAAAUCUGUUUCAGGUGCUGGGACAUCGAAAACUUCCAAAUUAUAUAAAAAAAUGUUUUAGUCAUUUUUCAAUUAACAAAACAAAUUAUCAUUACCACAUUUUUUUUAAUCAUGUUUAAUGAUUCAAAACAUAAAAUUGUGACUAAAAGAAGAAAACAGAAGAAACGUGACAGGGGACAAAAGUUUUUCACAGCACUGUAAAACAGCUGAAGAUGACAAGCACUUUAUAGCUCGUUUGUUUUAUUUUAGAAACCUUGUUCAACAUAAUUUCUUCAAAAUAGGAACCCGAAGCUGUCCUUGCUAGCACUAGCAUCUCAUUUAUUGAAGAAAUACCAGAGCCAUAUCAGUCUUUUCAAUUUACUCUUCCAAAGUAAGAAAGUGAAUGAGCUUAUUUCCCGGUUAUUUCUUCUUUUUUUUUUUACGCAGUAUUUUUCUGGGGCAGCUUAAGUGAAAAUGGUAUUUUCAAGCUUGCAUGGCAGCGUAGUAACAUGUAACCGUAGCUAAGAUAAGCUACCUUUUGCUUAAAAAAAAAAAAAGGAGAGAAACUCAAAUGCUUAACUUCUGAGUGAUUGUACAAAUAGCUCAAUGUUUUCCAGCCACAUACUCUUUGUCAUCUUGUCAGUAAGUGUCAUCUAUGGACAUGUGGUCUCCUCUGAAACUGACCUUGUGUGUGUUAGCAUCCGAAGCUAAUUGUUUUUAAAAGAAAAAUAAACCAAAUCCUGCAUGAUGGUGAAAUUAUCUCACUGCAGGAUUAUGGUUUCUUCUAGAGAUGCAAUAAUCCUAUUCUUUUCUUCUGGUAAGGGCAAAAUGUAAAUGGUAAAGAGUCUUAAUAUUGUAUUACACAUAGUAUAUUUUAUUCAUGUAAAAUAUUACUAAUAUAUUACUAAUAAGAAAUCUUGAAUUCAGAUUUUUGUUGUUUAUCUUUUCCCCCCACUGUCUAAUUGAUGGUUCUUAGUUGAUUAGAGAAGCCAAUCGUGGGUCAAAAUGAAAUCAGUAUCAAAUAUUUUGACCACUUCUGUGUGGAAUUCUGCCUUAAAUUUGGUUUUUAUUAGACGGGCACUUUCUGUUUAACAAUUUAAGUCAACCUUUAUGGAGAACUAUCAGUUCAGAUCUGUUGUGCAGUUGUAAUUAGUUUCAUGAGAAUGAGAGAGUGUGUACAAGAGAACAUAAAUAAAGAUAUAAAACAGC
Messenger RNA from Fundulus heteroclitus (mummichog), 8147 nucleotides. Its product is annotated as sodium-driven chloride bicarbonate exchanger. Lineage: Eukaryota; Metazoa; Chordata; Actinopteri; Cyprinodontiformes; Fundulidae. Gene Ontology annotation, biological process: regulation of intracellular pH; transmembrane transport; bicarbonate transport. The transcript has 26 exons. The coding region runs from base 468 to 3830 and encodes 1120 amino acids. Gene Ontology annotation, cellular component: basolateral plasma membrane; plasma membrane. The record is from RefSeq and is a predicted model, not a curated record. Gene Ontology annotation, molecular function: sodium:bicarbonate symporter activity; monoatomic anion transmembrane transporter activity; solute:inorganic anion antiporter activity.